Aegilops tauschii subsp. strangulata is the source of this 573-nucleotide messenger RNA. RefSeq lists its product as uncharacterized. Lineage: Eukaryota; Viridiplantae; Streptophyta; Magnoliopsida; Poales; Poaceae. The record is from RefSeq and is a predicted model, not a curated record.
AUGAUGCAGGCGGUCCUUGAAGGCGCGGAGGGUACGGAGGAGCAUGUUCUCAAUUUCAAGGGCUCGAUCAAGGGUCAUCGAGUGCUCAACCGCAAUAGGGCACGCGGGCAUUUGACACUGAUGGCCGACUACUUUGCCGCGGAUGCACUAUUUGCUGACCAUUUUCGCCGACGUUUCCGGACGCGCAAGACUGUCUUUGAUCGUUUGUACCAUGGCGUCCGGUCCUACGAUGGUUACUUCGUCCCGAAGAAGGACGCCGUUGGAACGAUUGGCUUCUCUGGUUACCAGAAGUGCACGGCCGCACUCCGGAUGCUUGUAUAUGGCACGGCCGCUGAUUCGUGGGACGAGUACCUACGGAUGUCUGAAAGCAUAUGCGGAGAUGUCAUGAUUAGGUUUGUAAUUGCCGUGGUCGAGGUGUUCGGACCUCAGUACCUGAGAGAACCAACUGUGGCGGACAGGGAGAGGGUCCGGGCAAUCUCAGAAGCAAGAGGGUGGCUAGGUUUGCUUGGAUCUCUUGACUGCAUGCAUUGGAAAUGGAAGAACCGCCCGAAGGCUUUACAAGGGCAAUAUUAG